AUGCAUCAGGCAGAGGAUGUGAAGACUCUUUUUGAUACCGCGAUGCACAAGCACGAACUAGAGCUAUUCGAGCAGGUCAGGACCAACGCCCAAGGCAAUGCGAAGGGACGCGACGAUGAACGAGCCGUAGGCAUUGCCAUAAAGAAGAACUCGAUACCAGCUCUUCACUAUCUGAUCAAACACGGCGUUAGCAUUAAGCACAUCGACGUUUCUGGCAAAGAGGUUGAAAUUUCCACUCUCAAGUUCCUGCUCGCUCAUGGCUGGGACAUAAACUGGGCAGGAGAACCUCGAUCUUGGCAGAGCCCCUUUAUGUGGUCUUGUAUCCAUGACCGCGAGAAGCUUGCAUGGUGCCUAAAGCAUGGCGCAAAACUUGCCACGCCUGGGGAACCACCAUACAAGAGGCCCAUACUGCAGAAGGUUGCGGAGACGGGUGACAUCGCAAUGUUUGAGUUCUUGCGAUCCAAAAGGGCUCCCUUGGGACCCUGUACACUGCAUAGGGCGGUGCUCAUGGCGGCGUUGGGUCACGAGGGGACGGACGACCCCGAGAAAGACGAGGAAUGGCAACGGCGGAGCAGGGCGCGUUACUUCCAACGUAUGGCGAUGGUGCGCCAUCUGGUUGAUACCGUGGGCUUGGAUGUGAACAAGCUGGACUUUCCGCGCGACACGAAAUGGUUGCAAGGAGAAAUGGGGACACCACUAGAAUACAUCGUUGGCGUCGGCAGACCAGACACAGAUGCACGCGAACUGACAUGGUUUCUACUCGACCGAGGCGCGGAUCCGGAUGCUGCACUCGCUGAGGCGAGAAAAUUUGACCACCCAACCUUUGUAGAGUGGGUGGAGGGUUGGGAAGCACAACGAGGUCGUGAGGAGUUGGAGCAACACAAGAAAAAAAAUAGAGACGAGCGCCUGUGCUGUGUCCAAUAA
Molecule: messenger RNA, 924 nt
Organism: Alternaria conjuncta
Lineage: Eukaryota; Fungi; Ascomycota; Dothideomycetes; Pleosporales; Pleosporaceae
Exons: 1
Coding region: 1-924 (307 amino acids)
Source: RefSeq, a predicted model, not a curated record